AUGGCUGUCGGGCGCCGAGGGUCGUGGAGAGUGGAGAUUGAGGAAGAUGGCAGCGGACAGCCCUCCUGUGGUCCUUCCGGCGUGGCCGUGGCCUUCGUGCCCCCAUCCGGGGCUGCCCGGGACUCCCUCACGUCGUCUGAGGAUGGAGGCUCCGUGGGGGUGUACACUGCUAGUCUCAAACACUUCCGAGCUAAUAGUACCACCAUCGUGUCUACCACCAUCGUAUCUACUACACGUACCACCAUUGUAUCUACUACACGUACCACCAUUGUAUCUACCACAAGUACCACCAUCGUAUCUACCACAAGUACCACCAUUGUAUGUACCACAAGUACCAUCAUUGUAUCUACCACAAGUACCACCAUCGUGUCUACCACAAGUACCACCAUCGUGUCUACCACCAGUACCACCAUCGUGUCUACCACCAGUACCACCAUCGUGUCUACCACAAGUACCACCAUCGUGUCUACCACAAGUACCACCAUCGUGUCUACCACAAGUACCACCAUCGUGUCUACCACAAGUACCACCAUCGUGUCUACCACAAGUACCACCAUCGUCUACCACAAGUACCACCAUCACCCCUACAGCAACUACCACCACCGUCACCUCACCGGGUCAACCUGGUCUUUGCCGCCACUCCAACUAAGGUAA
Molecule: messenger RNA, 654 nt
Organism: Procambarus clarkii (red swamp crayfish)
Lineage: Eukaryota; Metazoa; Arthropoda; Malacostraca; Decapoda; Cambaridae
Product: integumentary mucin A.1-like
Source: RefSeq, a predicted model, not a curated record